Molecule: messenger RNA, 5273 nt
Organism: Triplophysa rosa
Lineage: Eukaryota; Metazoa; Chordata; Actinopteri; Cypriniformes; Nemacheilidae
Exons: 2
Coding region: 1810-3579 (589 amino acids)
Source: RefSeq, a predicted model, not a curated record
ACAAUUAUAAAAGACUAUUCUCAAAAAAAUAUGGCAGAAUUAUUGGGAUACAAACAGUACAGGAAGACAUUUAUAUAAUAUUAAGAGGUAUAUUGGUAUUGGACAUUUCAUGGGGAAAAAUCGAAGGGAUGGAGUAGUGCUCUCGCGUCUGAGAAUAGGACACACAGGACUCAAUAAGACACUUUAUUUCAUAAAUAAACACCCAAAUGGAAUAUGUCAAAAGUGUAGUCAACAAGAAUCUGUAGAACAUGUGUUAAUAGAAUGUAAAUGAUAUGAAAAAGUUGAAGGAAGUAAAUGAGCAAUUAAUUAAAUUCUUAAAAGAAACAGGAUUGAUGGAAAAGUGUAAAUCUUUUUAUUUAUUUAUGUAUAUAUAGACAUUCCAAGGGUUGUUAUUUUCAAAUAACAACCGCUCAAAACUAAUAACACCCUGUAACCCGGAUGCUGCAAAUCAUUUUGAGAGGGGCAGUUUAAUAUUACACUAAAAUGUAUUAUAAAUAUGUCUUUUAAUAACAUAUAUGACAUUAUAUUUACAAAUGAUUAAACCAAUUUGCCUGUUCGUGAUGUUUGAACAUCGUUUCUUACUUUAAAACCGAAACUAAACGGCUUUUCCUCGCGGAAGGUCUGCAUUCGGUAAAAAUGAGCUAAUAAAAUAUGUCAAAUUCACAUUUUAUGUCCAGUUUUUUUUCUCAUGUGGCAAGUAGCCGUGUAAUAAGCGGGAUAAUGUACAAGCAGCCGGCUGCGCUUCGAGGCGGGUCACACUGUCGGGACUUAUUUCUGCGAUAACCGGCUGCCUGUACAUUAUCCCUUCAUAUUAACAAUGAUAGGAGGUAAUUGCAAAUAAUUGGAUCCACACUCCAGUUCAGAAGGUGGCGGUAAUGCGCCUAUAAGAUGGUUUGCCAACCGCCGGUAAAACUCAAGAAGAAGACUCGAGACGCACAUUUGGGGCAAAUUCCAAUGGGAAGUAAACAUCUGACUGAUAAAGCCCUCGUUGUGUUAAUUCUGGAGGGAGCGGAGUCAUUUUGUUUUAUAACACAGACGUCUCGUGCGCACUUGGUGAAGGGAUUAUUUGAGGAGUUAAAGAUGAGGUAACACACGCAGUUUCUGCCAAUCUCAUAUUAAUCUUGAGUUUCUAUACAGUAGUAUUGCAUACUUCGUAUCUUUGAAGAAUAUUUAGUUUGAUCAAAAGAGAGAUACAGCUGUACGAUUAUUUCCGGAAAAAGACGAGCUGCUAGAGGCAGGCAGGGGGGACGCAACUACAGCACGAGCACACAAUACAUCAUCGCAUUGAUUCACUAUAAAUUCGUGUUGUUUACAUUAUGCACAUACUUGCCAAUACACAGACAUAUGACUUAAAUUUGAAUUACCGCGUGCGGUACUAUCUAUCAGUUUCAAACGAUCUCUAAAUCCAGCGUUAUAUCCACCGUUUAUAUAACAUCCAUCAUUGAAAUGCAAUGAGCAAACAAACACAGCUCAACUUCCGUCAGCGAAGUCAAGCGGCGUUGGUGGGCGUGCUCCCGCUGGCUGGAGAACGCGUGGGCGUGCUCUUUCGCCCGGUGCUUUUCCGGGAGAAUUGUCCAAUAAGGGACUAAGAACCCUUGUUACGAAACGGGAAUCCAUGUUCGAAAAAAAAAACGUUUAUGAAAAUCUUGAUUAGCUGUUUCAGGUGCGUUUUGAUUCGGGUUGGACCUACACUCGGCAGGACACCGGCCCUCCAGGACUGAGUUUGGACACCCCUGAACUAGAUGCGUAGGAGUCGGGUUUCAGUUUGUGAGGUUUUAAAGCCGGUUAAAGGAUGUUUUUGACUUAAAAAUGGAGGAAUACGAUGAAAUGGAUAAAUGUGUGACAAUUUCUGUCACUGGCAAAAGAAAACGUCGCCAACAACACAAUUCUGCCCGUUCUAAGGCGAAAGAAAAUCGGUACAGUGCCAAUGACAGGAUUCCACGAGUUAUAUGUACACACAGCAACAGUGCUUUGUGUCGGGCUGAUACUCUAACAGAAAUGGACAUAGCAUACAUUAACGAACAGCUUUAUUCCAGCCAUGACAAAGUAAAGCAAGAUGCCGUCCUACUGUCUCACAUGGAUGUAAUGCAGUGUAAGCGGAGGCGGGCAAAAGUAAAAGCUGAGGACAAGCAAAGACAAAGAGAUUUGACAGUCAAAUAUUUCGUCCUAAAAGAAGACAAAACCAAUGUUCCCGUGUGUCAGGCUUCAUUCCUCAGCAUUUUUGGUGUCAAAAAAGAUAGAGUACAUGGCGUUGCUAAGUACUGGCUUGAGAAUGGCAAAGCACGUCCUGAAAAUCGUGGUGGUUCCAGGCAAAAAGAAGAGGAGGCUGCAAAGAGGGAAACGGUUCGCAACCACAUACAGUCUUUUACUUGUAGAGCAAGCCGCUACGCCCGACGUGGUGGACCAGGGAGACAGUACCUUCCUAGUGACUUGAGUGUAGCACAAAUGCACAGGAUGUUUCUUGAGCAAAAUCAUCAGCAAGUUUCAUACUCGCUGUAUUGGAGCAUCUUUGUCUACGACUUUAACCUGGCCUUUGGUCAUCCUGCUAAAGAUGUGUGCUCUUCGUGCGUCAAGUUUCGCAAUGCAAUUAAAGAGCCUGACCCAUCUGCAGAAGAGAAGCAGAAAAAAAUUCUGCUGUACACACUACACAGACGCCGCGCACGUCAAUUUUACAACAUACUAAAUGAAGUGGGCGACACUUUGACCAUCUGCUUUGACAUGAUGGAGAACCUGGUCCUUCCAAAGUCCGCAGUUGGCCAGUCGUAUUAUUCCCGUCAGUUAUACAUGUAUGUAUUCGGCGUGGUUCGUCACCACGGGAGAGGUGAACCCCAGAGAUGCCACGAGAUCCAUCUUUACACCUGGCUUGAAUAUCAGAACUCCAAGGACAGUAACACGGUUGCUUCAGCUUUAUGGCACUAUCUUAGCUCAGUUGCUAGAGCCGAACUGUGUCAAUGUCAGAGUCUCCGCUUGUUCUCAGAUUCCUGCUACGGCCAGAACAAAAGCAUACAUCUUCUGUCUAUGUUGUUUGCACUCCGUAGCCAUCUGUACCCUCAGCUUAACGUCACCUACUUCUUGCCGAUUCGAGGACACAGUUUUCUUCCAGCAGACCGAGUGUUUGAAAGAAUUGAGCAAGACAUUCGGAAAAAGACAACCAUUUUGAUGCCAGAGGAAUACUGCGAAAUUUUAAGGAAACAUGGCAAUGUUCAUGAAUAUGGAAAAGAUUGGCAGUGCUACAAUUUUAGAGACGAAGCAGCCAGGUUCACAAGCAGUCCGAGAUCAUUUGAAAUAAGUGAUGCGAGAGUACUACAAGUCUCUGGAGAUACGUUGGGGUUUAAACCUGUGUUUACCGGUGAAUUUAGCCAGCACUCUGUGCUGAAACAGGGAAAGAAGUGGUGUCGAUUCAAUCCACCUCUACUUCCAGAUGUGAACUGCGUUAAAGUGGCGAAGAGAAAUGAUGUCAUGAAGCUGCUGGGUGAGAUAGGAGUGCAAAAAUCGGUGCUCGGUUUUUAUAAACGCAUCCUGUCGAAUGCUGGUGUUCAGGACAUUGCACAGGACCUUGAAGAUUGCGAUGAGGAUUGAAUGGGACAACAUCUAACAUUCGCCCUUUGCAUGCGUAAACCUGUGUGUUGUUUUAUUUUGUUUUCCAUGUUUGUUCUUGAAGUACAGCAGAGGAUACUUAUGGAAUCUGAAAUGCAUUAUAGCUUUCCUGUGGCUCAGUGGUUAGAGCAUGGCGCUAGCAACGCCAAGGUCAUGGGUUCAAUCCCAGGGAUUGCACAUACUUAGAAACAAAUGUAAUGUACUACAAUCUGAUAUGCACAUUAUACUAGACAUGUACAUGUUAUGACAAUGGAUUGUUGAUAUUUGACUAAACGAAACUUAUUUAACAGUGCACUUGUUGCAUGUAUUUUGUACUUUUAUUAUUUUAUAUUUUCAGUUUCUUUCGUCUUUUAUUUGUCUACUGUUUGUUAUCCAGUAAAGUGUGAUGGUUUUACUGUAUUUUUGAGCGUUCGCCUUCAUUCAGAAAGGACAGUGAAGAGUCACUGGAGAGAGAUUGGGAAACGACCUUAAAUCACAUUCAAACUUGGGUGUUGUGUGUGGUUCAGUUUUUACAUUUUGAAUUCUGACUUUCAUUAUUUUCUAGUUGCAUCUUCAGUGAUUUUCCAACACGCUUGCAUGUACUUGGAGGGUUUUGACAAGACAUUCAAAUUAGUUAAAUACAAAUUAAAUGACUAAAGUGACAUUUCUGAAAAUAAGGCAUUUCAUUUCAAUUACUGACUAAUAACCUUUUCAUUGCCGUUAUAGUGCAAUUACAGAACGUAAACAUAACAGCCUGAUAAAAAUUGGGUGUUUUGAAUCUGAGCUCCUCAUUUUUUCUUUAUCUGGGACAGCCCUUCAUGUAGCGUCCCUCUUCCUGUAUAGUGCCCUUCAAGGGUGCAAAUUAGAGCAUCCCUGAGGUCAGAGGGAAGGUCUUAUUUUUCUCCGAACAUGAGGGCAAUGUUGUGCAGAAGCUCUGGUCCACCUUCCUUUGUUGUUCUUAACUAGGGUGACCAUAUGUGCCAUUUUUCCAGGACACGUACUGGCCAGCAUUUCAGGUGCGUCCUCAGGAGGUCACGUUUGUCGACCGCAUACGCCAUCGAGGUUCUCACAUUUCAGUUAAAAGAACAAACAUUAUAAAAUGCGACCUCCGGAGGACGCACCUGGAAUCCUGGCCAGGACGUGUCCGGGAGAAGUGGCAUGGAUGGUCAUCCUUUCUUGAGGCUCCUGAUGGCGUUUCUUCAUGUCUUCUCUGGGGAUGUGUUUAAUAAUGUCUGUUUCCGUUUGACCAUCCAUUGGGCAUUAAUGGACUUAUUGGACAUACCUUGUUUUGUGUUGCCGAAAAACCAUUGUCAACUAAAUAACACUAAAAAAACGUUCAACAUCAAGUUUGUCCCAAUCUGACAUACUAUAGCUUAAAAUAGCAAACAUUUUUUUCUCAAAAGUAAAUAAACUGACUGUCAAGAGUGUUGAACAAGUAUUAUUGCUAAAAACUUGUAACUUAGAAACCUAGAGACCCACGGUUUUUCCCUCCUGCACUGUAAAUAAAUCCCGUAAAAAAAAAUCUGGCAACUGAGGCACUUUUUCUUCUAAAUUUGCAAUCUUUUUCUGUAAUUGUAUGUUUUUCCUGUAUUUCAAAAAUGCAUAAAAAAUCUGUUAAAAAACUCUGUUUUUUACAGUGUGGAAUUCCCUUAGAUAAAUGUGAUUUUUAUUUACCGCACACUUUGAUGUCGUCAACA